AUGAUGAUGAGAAGAGCAGAGAAUAAACUGAAUGCAGAUGAACUGACUGGCAGAAGAAAUGACACCUCACUACAAGAUAUGGCAAUUACUGCCGCGGCUGCACGAGAAGCAGAAGAAGAUGUGACAAUAAGAGCAGUACUCUCACAGCUCAUCACUGUCACUGUCUUCAAUCUGGCUUUCUUGAUAAUCAUGGAGACUGCAGCUGCAUCAUGA
Molecule: messenger RNA, 213 nt
Organism: Blastomyces dermatitidis ER-3
Lineage: Eukaryota; Fungi; Ascomycota; Eurotiomycetes; Onygenales; Ajellomycetaceae
Exons: 1
Coding region: 1-213 (70 amino acids)
Source: RefSeq, a predicted model, not a curated record